Galeopterus variegatus (Sunda flying lemur) is the source of this 1551-nucleotide messenger RNA. It is a transcript of the gene MECR, whose product is annotated as mitochondrial trans-2-enoyl-CoA reductase. Gene Ontology annotation, biological process: fatty acid metabolic process. The record is from RefSeq and is a predicted model, not a curated record. Gene Ontology annotation, molecular function: trans-2-enoyl-CoA reductase (NADPH) activity. The transcript has 10 exons. Bases 16 to 993 code for a protein of 325 amino acids. Gene Ontology annotation, cellular component: mitochondrion. NCBI's taxonomy places the organism in Eukaryota, Metazoa, Chordata, Mammalia, Dermoptera, Cynocephalidae.
CUGACCAGAGGGAGCAUGUGGGUCUGCAGCGCUCUUCGGGGGGCGAGAACCCUGGCCCAGCUGCAGCGAGGGCUGCUCCCCGCUUCCAGCAGCCAUGGGCCUGCUGCCUCCUCCUACUCCUCAUCCGCCGAGCCCUCCCGGGUCUGGGCGCUGGUCUAUGGGCACCACGGGGAUCCAGCCAAGGUCGUCGAACUGAAGAACCUGGAGCUAGCUGCUGUGGGAGGAUCAGACGUCCGUGUGAAGAUGCUGGCAGCUCCUAUCAAUCCAUCUGACAUAAAUAUGAUCCAAGGAAACUACGGUCUCCUUCCCAAGCUGCCUGCUGUUGGAGGGAAUGAAGGCAUUGGACAGGUGGUGGCUGUGGGCAGCAGUGUGACUGGGUUGAAGCCAGGGGACUGGGUGAUUCCAGCAAAUGCCGGUUUGGGAACCUGGCAGACCGAGGCUGUGUUCAGUGAGGAAGCACUGAUUGGAAUUCCAAGUGACAUCCCUCUUCAGAGUGCUGCCACCCUGGGUGUCAAUCCCUGCACGGCCUACAGAAUGUUGGUGGACUUUGAGCAGCUGCAGCCAGGGGAUUCUGUCAUCCAAAAUGCAUCCAACAGUGGAGUAGGACAAGCAGUCAUCCAGAUCGCUGCAGCCCUGGGCCUGAGGACCAUCAAUGUGGUCCGAGACAGACCUGAUAUCCAGAAUCUGACUGACAGACUGAAGAAUCUGGGGGCUGAGCAUGUCAUCACAGAGGAGGAGCUAAGAAAACCUGAGAUGAAAAACCUCUUUAAGGACAUGCCCCAGCCACGGCUUGCUCUCAACUGUGUCGGUGGGAAAAGCUCCACAGAGCUGCUGCGGCAGUUAGCGCCUGGAGGAACCAUGGUGACCUAUGGGGGGAUGGCCAAGCAGCCCGUCGUAGCCUCUGUGAGCCUGCUCAUUUUUAAAGAUCUCAAACUUCGGGGUUUUUGGUUGUCCCAGUGGAAGAAGGACCACAGUCCAGGUGCCACACCCUGAGUAGGGCAUCGGGCCCACCAGAGCAGCUGGAAAUGGUGAAGAGGAACAGCUCAGUCCUGGCACAGCAUCAGCCUGCAUCUGAAGGCAGAAGAAUUCCUGGGAAGACAGCAGGGCUGGCCUAAAGGUGAGUGGGAAGGAGACAUUGGCACUUCUGAACGGGAAAAAAGAAGCCUUCUGUAUGCCCAUAAUCCUUUACAGUGUACAGUCACUUUCACAUGCCUCUUCAUCUGAUUUUUACAAUUUUCCUAUAUCACUGAGAUUUUAAUAUCACCACUUUACAGAAGAAGGAAGCUGCUGAAAGAGGUGAAGUGAGUUGCAGAUUACACAGCAGGCAGCAGAGCUGUCACCAAAACCCAGGUCCCCUGACUGUGUCUGGUCACCACCCCAUAUAGUCCCAAUUCUGUUGGUCUUGGAGCUCCCUCUCUUCUCAGGACUGCUUGAUUUUGUUCUUGACAUGUCAGCUGUCAUUGACAUGUCAACUGUAAGAGAGUUCAAAUUUCCCUGAGUGUGCGUCUCAUGGAAAGGUAUAAGAAAAGGAGAAUCAGGACUGGCCAGUUA